GAGCACCUAGGAGACCCACUCAGGACCUCAUUGUGCUAGGUGUUGUACAAACACAGAACGAAGACAGUCCUUGCCCCAAAGAGUUUACCGUCUACGUACAAGACAAGACAACACUUUGCUGCAUGAUCCUUCAGGGUGGCAGGUUUCAGUGCUCAUGCUGCAUCCGUCGCUGGCCGUUGAUUCAAGUGCUUAUUUUCUUCCACGUGCACCUGGAUCGGAGUCAGCGCCAGGGGCAGGUAAAGAUGAGAGUCUGUGGGCAGAAGUGUGUGAAGUGCCAUGGAGCGAAGUUUGAGACGCCCAUGUUCAGCCAGGAGAACAUUGGGAGGAUCUUGGACAACUUGGUGCUGAAAAUCCGUGAGAAAUGCUACCGAGAGUCCAUCACAAACUGUGAUUUAGCUGACUCCAUAGUCGAAGAAGAUGUGGAAGGGCCACAUGACAUGACCUGUUAAUCCUGAGCAGAGCAGCGGUCUGAAGAUGAAGGAGUUUCUUGGCUUGGUUUAUAUGUAACAAGGAAAAGCCAACUCUGUCUGUGUCCCUCUUGAAAAACGGCCUGUAGACGUGUGGACUCACCACUGUGGUGCUUCCUGCUGGUGACUUCUGGGAAUUAACUCGUUCCAGCUCCGGAGCACCCUCUGCAGGCUGGUGAUCCGCCUGUCCUCUGGCCCCCGUGGCCUUCUCUGGACCCAGUGCCCUUUUAGCUGGGGUGCUG
Molecule: messenger RNA, 709 nt
Organism: Gopherus flavomarginatus (Mexican gopher tortoise)
Lineage: Eukaryota; Metazoa; Chordata; Testudines; Testudinidae
Product: receptor-transporting protein 3-like
Exons: 3
Coding region: 123-449 (108 amino acids)
Biological process (GO): protein insertion into membrane; protein targeting to membrane; detection of chemical stimulus involved in sensory perception of bitter taste
Molecular function (GO): olfactory receptor binding
Source: RefSeq, a predicted model, not a curated record